This is a messenger RNA of Penicillium cataractarum, 1407 nucleotides long. RefSeq names its product D-3-phosphoglycerate dehydrogenase. The transcript is spliced from 7 exons. Lineage: Eukaryota; Fungi; Ascomycota; Eurotiomycetes; Eurotiales; Aspergillaceae. Gene Ontology annotation, molecular function: NAD binding; oxidoreductase activity, acting on the CH-OH group of donors, NAD or NADP as acceptor. The record is from RefSeq and is a predicted model, not a curated record. The coding region runs from base 1 to 1407 and encodes 468 amino acids.
AUGACGUCGGCAAGAGAUAUUCGUCCUCGCGCUGACGACCUGGCUGCUCAGGCCCAGUACUUUUCGACCUCCCCCUCUGCCUCCUUCCACUCUCCCUCUAGCCACAGCUCUGCCCUGACGCGGACGGUCCCUCUGGUCAAUGCGAAGCACUUGAAGCCCUUUGCCACCGAGGACAUCAAGGUCUUGCUUCUGGAGAAUGUCAACCAGGCUGGCCGUGAUAUUCUGAAGCAGCAGGGCUACCAAGUGGAAUUCCUCAAGUCUUCUCUUCCCGAGGACCAGCUGAUUGAGAAGAUUCGUGACGUUCAUGUGAUCGGUAUCCGCUCCAAGACCAAGCUCUCUGCGCGAGUCCUCAAGGAGGCCAAGAACUUGAUCGUCAUCGGAUGCUUCUGCAUUGGUACCAACCAGGUCGACCUCCAGUAUGCCGCCGAACACGGUAUUGCCGUCUUCAACUCUCCUUUCAGCAACUCCCGCAGUGUCGCCGAGCUGGUCAUUGGCGAGAUCAUUUGCCUUGCUCGCCAAUUGGGUGACCGCUCCAACGAAAUGCACAAUGGAACCUGGAACAAGGUCAGCAACAAGUGCUGGGAGAUUCGUGGAAAGACUCUGGGUAUUGUCGGAUACGGUCACAUUGGUGCUCAGCUGUCAGUAUUGGCAGAGUCUAUGGGCAUGUCUGUCAUCUUCUACGACGUUCUCAACCUCAUGGCUCUGGGUACCGCCCGCCAGGUCAACACUUUGGAGGAACUCCUCGGCGAGGCCGAUUUCAUCACCUGCCACGUUCCCGAGCUUCCCGAGACCAAGGGCAUGAUCGGUCAGAAGCAGUUCGAGCAGAUGAAGCCCGGCAGCUACUUGAUCAACGCUAGCCGUGGUACCGUCGUUGAUAUCCCCGCCCUCAUUGAGGCCAUGCGUAGCGGCAAGGUUGCCGGUGCCGCUCUUGACGUGUACCCCAACGAGCCCGCUGGCAACGGUGACUACUUCAACAACGAUCUGAACACCUGGGGUGCCGAUCUGCGCUCGCUGAAGAACUUGAUCCUGACCCCUCACAUUGGAGGUUCCACCGAGGAGGCCCAGAGUGCCAUUGGUGUCGAGGUUGCCACAGCUCUGACCCGUUACGUCAACGAGGGUUCCACCCUGGGUGCUGUCAACUUGCCCGAGGUUGCCCUCCGUUCUUUGACCAUUGAUGAGCCCAGCCACGCUCGGGUUGUUUACAUUCACAAGAACAUCCCCGGUGUGUUGCGCAAGGUCAACGAAAUCCUUGGUGACCACAACGUCGACAAGCAGAUGACCGAUAGCAGAGGCGACGUUGCCUAUUUGAUGGCUGAUAUUAGCGAUGUCAACUCCACGCAAAUCAAGGAACUGUACCAGAGCCUCGAGAGCCUUUCUUCUCGCAUCAUGACCCGCAUUCUGUACUAG